CCGGGCAAUGGGCAUGGUGCCCGCGAACAAGCUUGCACUCGACAAUGCGUUCCGAGAUUUUGACGGGUAUCGGUGUUUCAUAGUGCUGCGUUUCUCCGUUUUCCACAAUCCCGUCGUGUUUUGGCUACGUACCGCGUCAAGCUCGGGCAAUUUUUCUUUUUCCAACACCUUUGGGACGAGCACCGAUCGAUCUCUUCGGUGUUUCCAUGUUAUCGAAAUCUGCAAUAAUAGAGCAAGAAUCAAAUACUUGAAGAUGUCUUUGUCAGUAAAUUUUGAAUAAAUUACUCUAGAGAUUGAGACCGUAAGCACCUAUAAAAGACAGAGGAAGAACAGGAAGCCUGUGUAAGGUCUCGUUCAUUGAGUUAACUUUAGAUCACCACAGAAUGGGUCGCAAAAAGGCUCGAGGCAAAAGGGCUACUGCACAUCACUGUCCAAAGGUAUCAAAAGACAAAUGCAGCAAUGCACCGUCGACACCCAGCUUUCCUCCGAAGGAGGAAGAGAAGUCCACUGCGAUCGAUGAGACUUGCAAGUCAGACACGUGUCCGAAAAAUCAAGUAACAGAUGUUCUCAUCGAUGUCCACUCGAGACUAAUGUAUCCUCUGGUCGAACAAUCCGAGGAUUUAUCAGACGAGAGCGACGAGGAUGCAGAGACCAUCGAGUUGAACGUCAGACCUCGAUUCGUCUACGUGGCUAGCCUCUGCGCUGUUUGUCUAGAGAAGUCGAAAAUAUUUUGCGACGAUUGUCGAAUGGUGUCCUACUGUUCGCCGAACCAUCGAACGCAGGGACAGCAGGAGCAUAGCGAUUUGUGCGCUGGUUUAUCAAAGAUUCGUUUCUCCAUCGCGACGAUGCUAACUGGGGAAUCGGACGAGUUACUCGACGCGGAACAGUACAGAGUUUACAGGAUGCAGCUCCUCGCGAUCCUCGAGUCCGAGAUCGGCCGCCCGUUGAAACUUUGGGAGAAGGAGAUCGUCCUGUAUCCCAUGGUCUGUCGAGUCUGUCGCCGUUUUCAAGAGGACCCGAUUUGCUGUUCUCGCUGCUCGAUGGAAACACUUUGCAACCAUCACCCCGACGAGCACGGGAAAUGGUGCAAGGAAUUCCAAGUGCUUCGUAGAUGCUUGGUCCUCCAGCACAGACAUGGCUGCGUCGAUCCUAGAAUUCCUAAUGCGCGACAAUCAUCCCCUCUCGCUUUAUCGGGGCUAGGUUUCGACGAGCUGAUGCACGGAAUUUAUGGAAAUUGUUCGUAUUACCGUGAAAUGGACAGCUACACGUACUCCAUCCUGUCCCAUUUAGGUACGAUACCGUUAACGACCCUUUAUUCCAUGCAAAUUGCCUGUCCCGAGUGGAGUAGCGCGACCGUUUGGACAGUACACGUGGUAGGGGCGGAAUUUCAAUUCGAGGGGGUAAAUUUGCACGUUUGGGAAAAAUUGUUCCUUCAUUUUCUACCCAAUCUGAAGACGCUCCGCGUGUUGCUCGUAGGACCAGAGUUACGGUUACCAAACGGCGUCCCAGCCAAGCUUCUAUCCAAAGUGAAACGUUGCACCGAGUGCAGAGCUACCAACCGAUCCGUCGACGUUUCGUUUCAACCGGAGCGACUCUAUCACGAGCUCGUUCGCAGCGAACGCGUUUCCAAGCCUGAUCUAAUCUGCGCGUUCAACGCGGGCCUCUAUCGUAGCACAGGGUUCGCUGGGGAGGACACUUGGCCGGAAACGAUACGAGAAUUUUGUAAAACUUUAUCUCCUAUUGUUAUCACGUCUUACACAGCGGACGAAAUGGUCUGGGAAAUGGCGCGGAUAAAUUCAGUGAGCGACGUCGACGUUCUAUUGGAGCCGCGACGGAAUCCGUUUGCCUCGAUUAAACCGGAUCGCAACUUUGUCAGCGACGACACGAAUCCUCUUAUUUAUAAGAAUUAUUACAUCACCGUUGUUAAGGGGAAAACGAACGCGCAGUAGGCGUUUUACGAUAAGAAUUACCUGAAUUUUUCCCUCGUUGCCUCGGUGCCUUUUUCACUUCGACGUAAGUUCGUCGUAGGGUUAUUGCUAUUCUUCUUUUUUUUUUUACCUUGAACCUAAAAUUUCUUUGCUAACGAAACGUAUCAUGGUCUUUGCGAGAUUAACAAAAUACAAUAUAAUUCCGCGAAUGUCUGUUUUAACGAGGAGAGACAAGAAACAAGGAAUAAGA
Hylaeus volcanicus is the source of this 2178-nucleotide messenger RNA. RefSeq lists its product as uncharacterized. The transcript has 3 exons. Lineage: Eukaryota; Metazoa; Arthropoda; Insecta; Hymenoptera; Colletidae. The coding region runs from base 384 to 1949 and encodes 521 amino acids. Gene Ontology annotation, cellular component: extrinsic component of mitochondrial inner membrane. The record is from RefSeq and is a predicted model, not a curated record.